AUGCAACAAAAAAAUAAAUAGUAAAUUUCAAUGUGCAUUAUUAGGGAAUUGAUGAUUCAUUAGAGAAGACUGAGCGAUAUUUAACAAAGAAAGAGUUCCAUCCCAAAAUUAGACAAAACUGUUGAUACAUACAAAUAAAACAGAUAUAUUACUGCUAGAAAAUAAGAAAUAUAUAAAUGGGAAGGAAUAAUGAAAUAAAAUUAGAAGUUACUAAAGAAAAUAAAUAAUGUUGAGUCAUCAUUUCAAAAAUCUGUAAAUAUUCAAUAAAAUAUUCUUGUAUUCAAGAUAAUCUAUUCGUAGUGUCAGCUCUUGUAAUUCUAGAAAAUCGAUUGAAUUAAAAGAAAAUUUGUAAAAGGAAAAUGCUAGAAUGCAACUUAAACUAUAGAAAAUGUAAUAAUUUUUGGAGAUUUCAUUUUUAGAACUUCAACUUUCAAAAAGUCAAAAAAAUAGACUGAAAGAAUUUCUAAGUCUAGUCAGAAAUUAGAAAAAUUGAAUAAACCCAAUAAUAGUUAAGAAAAAAGCUUUAAUAUUCAACCUAUAAUGAAUUAUAGGUAUCAAGGGAAAGGCUUUACAAAAUAAAAAAGCUUUCGUUAAUCUGGAGAAGAGAAAUAAUAGAUAAUGUCAAUUAUCUAAAAAUAUCAAUAGGUUUUGGAUUAACUACUUCCUGCCAUCAAACAUAAUAAAUUUAACAUAUGA
Messenger RNA from Paramecium sonneborni, 696 nucleotides. Lineage: Eukaryota; Ciliophora; Oligohymenophorea; Peniculida; Parameciidae. The record is from the annotation of a GenBank genome assembly.